Entamoeba histolytica HM-1:IMSS is the source of this 495-nucleotide messenger RNA. RefSeq lists its product as uncharacterized. The transcript has 2 exons. The coding region runs from base 1 to 495 and encodes 164 amino acids. The record is from RefSeq and is a predicted model, not a curated record. Lineage: Eukaryota; Evosea; Mastigamoebida; Endamoebidae.
AUGAACCAAGAAGAAACUAUUCAAACUACAUAUAAUCGAGUUAACCAAGAAAGAUUAGAUGAUGUUCAAGGGGUUUUCACUAAUGAUAUGUUUAAUGAACGAAUUGAUAUUAAGACAUUUAUAGGUAGUCUGUCUUCAUACUCAAUUCCUACAAAUGCUAAACUACGAUUUGAGAAUAAUAUAAUUACAUAUCUUAAAUAUUAUAUUGUGAUUAUAUUUAUAUUAUUACUUCCAUCAGAGUUUUUAUCAUUUAAAUUCUUUUUUAUUGAAUCAGUAAUUAACAUUAUCUUAUAUUUCUUUGGAAAUGAAUUAUCAAAAAAAUUAUCUCAAACUCCAAUGGUUUUUAUUUUAAUCUAUUUAUUAACAUUAUUUACUCUUUGCUUGUGUGUUAAUAGACUUAUUAUUUGGUUACUUUAUUUGAUAGCCAUUUCUCUUUGCUCUCUUCAUGCUUUAAUAAGAACUCAUGUAGAAGAGCUUUUCAUUAAUUCUUUCUAA